Messenger RNA from Salvelinus fontinalis (brook trout), 2618 nucleotides. Its product is annotated as actin-binding Rho-activating protein-like. Lineage: Eukaryota; Metazoa; Chordata; Actinopteri; Salmoniformes; Salmonidae. The coding region runs from base 397 to 921 and encodes 174 amino acids. The record is from RefSeq and is a predicted model, not a curated record. The transcript is spliced from 2 exons. Gene Ontology annotation, biological process: positive regulation of Rho protein signal transduction. Gene Ontology annotation, molecular function: actin binding.
CUCACUGACAGGGCACGUGACACCUCAACGAUUGGAUCAACAUUUAGCCACUUGCAUCAUCACCACAUUGUCAUUGGCUACUUUGGAUGCCCAUCAGUGUUUUUCACUGUCCCAAUGUAAAGUUCCAUAGCAUGGAUACAAUGUUGCUAACAGACACGUUCCUCAGGCUAUAUCAGUGUUCGUGACAAGAAGUGUUAAGGUACCUAAAAUCAAAUAUCAGGACCAAUGUCAGCUAUUCAUAACGGGUCGACACGGACAGAAGAAAAAAAUCUCUUAAUAAGGAAUACAUCGACUUUGACAUUGUAGCAGUGACGCUUGUCUCCUUACCGUAUAAAAUGAACUAUGCCUAAAAGUGGACGGAUCACUUAAUAUGUACAAGACAUCUGAGACACCACCAUGGAGAACAACGAUGCACCUGUCGAGUUUAACGAUGACAGGACAGUGUGUGUGACAUCAGUGAAAGAGUUAAAGGACAACUGGCAGAGAUGGUCCAACGAGCACCAGGAGUACCAGAAACACAACCCCUUCAGUAACGACCGGGGGGCUAUGGUGAGUGUGACUGCCCAGCAGCAGAGGCUCCAGCAGGACCAGGAUGGCUACGGGAAGCCCCUGGAGGGCUCCUUGACAGAGCAGAGGGGCCAGGACGCCCACGUCCACAUCAGCCGGGAGGUGGAGGAGCUCUGCCAGGUGAUCAGGGACAUCGGGGAGAGCCGUGGCGGUGGGGACGGAGGCAGCGAGGAGAGACCUGUGGUGACGGUGGAGUUUGGGAAGCUGUUUGAGCACUAUGUGAACAUCUCCAACAAGGUGGUGGGGAUCCUGCUGAGGGCCAGAAAACAAGGCCUGGUCAGCUUUGAAGGGGAGAUGCUGUGGCAGGGGCAGGAUGACAGGGUCCUCAUCACACUGCUAGUCACUGGGAUGUGAUGACAGGGUCGCCAUUAUGCUGCUGCAGUGACCAGGUUGAUGCAGCCGAUGGACAAGACGGUAACCAAGGCCCUGUCCAGAAACAUCCCCUAGCCCUUAGGCACUCAUGUACAGUAGUUGUGAAAGGAUUGGAUAGGUCUAAGCAAUAUGAUGAAAAUUACAUUAGGUAGCAAGGUGCAGCUACAACACCUAUCAAUUUUUUCAGAUUUAACACCUGCACCUAGCAGGGGUAGUUGUUUCUGGGCAGGGUCCAAGAGAACCAACCUGUGGCAGCAGUGACAUGCAAUAUGGUGCUGUAGGAUGAACCUGAGCCUAUUGGCCUGAAUGGACUUUGCGUUGCAUUCCCAGUUACACCACACCGCUACACUGUAAUCUACAUAGCGUUUACAAUGUUCCUUAGCAACCUUUGUAAUUAGACACAGAGGAAAGGUGUACUUUUUAGGGCACAAAUACAACACACUGACACUAUAGGCUUAUGUUAGAAAUUCUGGAAGUAGGCUAUGAAACUGCAUACAUGGUUGACAAUGUAGCAAAAUGUACCACCGUUAUAUUUACAUUCAGUAGAAAUAGCACAUCACUUUUUGGGCCACUGGCAUUUGUGGAAUUCACAUUGUUCAACCUAACAAGGGUUGUUUGAGGAAUGCUUUUGCAGCUACUUGCACUCAUAACACAAUAUGAUGAAAUAUACUGUAACACUUUACUCAUUUGAAAAAUUAUUAUUUUGUCAGCAAUUAAUAUACUUUAUUCCACACACACACACACACGUGUUCAUGUUUACAAAGGAAAGCACUGAUGUUUUUCAAUAAAGUCUUCCAACAGAUCACCAAAACUGACUGUUAAUUCAUGAUAAAUUGCAUUAGAAUGAUAGGUAACACUUUAUUUAAAGCCUGCAUAACAUAUACUUUUUAUAAGGCAUUAGAAAAGGGUCAUAAACGUUUAUAUCAAGUCAUUAAGCCUUAUAACUGCAUACUUUACAUUAAGUGUUACUGAAUGAUGUUUCCCAUUAAUGAGAGACCAGGAAGGAAAUCUAAUACCCUAGUGGAGGCAGCAAUGCAUCAUUUAUUUAACCUAACCAUGAACAACCAUUUACAUAAAUACAUGUUGAGAUUUUUUUACAGCGACACGUGAACCAAUAAAUACAAACACAUGACGCUCUCAAUUUCAUGCAGCAGCAUACAACUAAACAUACAUUACAUAACCGAAAGGUUGCUAGAUCGAAUCCCAGAGCUGACAAGGUAAAAAUCUGUCGUUCUGCCCCUGAACAAGGCAAUUAACCCACUGUUCCUAGACCGUCAUUGUAAAUAAGAAUUUGUUCUUAACUGACUUGCCUAGUUAAAUAAAAGGUCAAAUUUAUAUAUUUUUUUAAAUAAUUACUUUGUUGAGUGUUCCAUCAGGCUGCAGUGCAUAACAAAAUUAAGAAUCACUCUGCAACAUUCAUAAUCAAAUAACACAGUUAAUGUAGUGUAUUGUGUUAAAAGAAUGUGUGACUCAAACAAUUGUUUAUGGAUGACUGAGCUCCUACUAUUAUGUAUCUUGAUGAAUUAGUAAUGUAGGUAUUAUUCAGUGAAUAUAUUAAACCUCCACACCAGUGUAUACUUCCAUUUUACUCUUUGAUCAUAUAUGAUUGAUUACCAUUCAUGCAAAACAGUUGCUUUUCUGACCACUUGACUGAGGCCUAAAAGAGCUCAUACUUCUCA